Cygnus atratus (black swan) is the source of this 4932-nucleotide messenger RNA. It is a transcript of the gene CPNE3, whose product is annotated as copine 3. The record is from RefSeq and is a predicted model, not a curated record. NCBI's taxonomy places the organism in Eukaryota, Metazoa, Chordata, Aves, Anseriformes, Anatidae. Gene Ontology annotation, biological process: cellular response to calcium ion; ERBB2 signaling pathway. Gene Ontology annotation, cellular component: plasma membrane. Bases 527 to 2128 code for a protein of 533 amino acids. Gene Ontology annotation, molecular function: calcium-dependent phospholipid binding; receptor tyrosine kinase binding. The transcript is spliced from 19 exons.
UCUUAUCCUGCGGCUGAAUCUGGUGCACGUAUUAACUCACUGCUGUGUCCAAGGCAUGGUUAGGAGCAAGAUGAAAUAGUUGCCAUUUGUGGUUGGUGGCAACUUUCUUCGGGUACUUUUCGCAUCCAGGAGGGUUAUCAGCAAGUCCUGAUGGUAGAGCUACUCCCUAGGAAUAUGAAGAGCAAGCACGUGUGAUGCCUCCCAGGGACAAUGAAUACAGAGUGCAAGUAGCUGGUAUGAUACAAAUUGAAGGACAGAAGACCGGAGAGCUGUUGGUUGUCCUACAGGAGGAUUUGAAAUAUAUCCAUGCUAUAGUAAGUGGCAGGUGCGAGGAAGAUAGAACUUGCACUCAAGGUUUUGUGCAACUCUUAGAAUACUUGGUGAAUGAUUCAAGUUGAGGACAAUGACUGAAACUUGAUAAAAUCUUGGGAGUUCAAGCUGCUCAGAUGGAAUCACGUAUAGGUGUUUGGGAGGUGCAGGAGGAUUUCCAUAAGUCUGAUGUGCUUCUUAGAAGUCACCUUAACAAAUGGCGGCGCAGUGUGUGACAAAGGUGGAGCUGACUAUUGCAUGCACCAAUCUCUUGGAUAAAGAUGUUGGUUCCAAGUCAGACCCCCUGUGUGUGCUUCUCCAGAAUACAAGUGGUCAGCAGUGGUAUGAGGUCGAUCGCACAGAAAGAAUUAAGAAUUCCUUGAACCCAAAGUUUUCAAAGAAAUUUCUAAUUGAUUACUAUUUUGAGCUUGUUCAGAAACUUAAAUUUGGAAUAUAUGACAUUGAUAACAAAACCUUUGAUCUGAGUGAUGAUGACUUCCUGGGAGAAUUUGAAUGUACACUGGGGCAGAUAGUUUCUAGCAAGACUAUAACAAAACCAUUAGUACUUAAAAAUGGCAGACCUGCUGGAAGAGGAAGUAUUACGAUUACAGCAGAAGAAGUGAAGGAUAACAGAGUGGUUGUAUUCGAAGUAGAAGCAAGGAAAUUGGACAAUAAGGAUUUUUUUGGGAAGUCAGAUCCUUAUCUGGAAUUCCACAAGCAAACUGGAGAUGGAAACUGGGUGAUGGUUCACAGAACAGAGGUUAUUAAAAACAACUUGAAUCCUGUUUGGAGGCCCUUUAAAAUUUCUCUCAAUUCUCUGUGCUACAGUGACAUGGAUAAGUCAAUCAAGGUUGAGUGCUAUGACUACGAUGGUGAUGGGUCUCAUGAUCUCAUAGGAAGUUUUCAGACCACGAUGUCAAAACUGAAGGAAGCAUCUCGAUCUUCACCUGUUGAAUUUGAGUGCAUCAAUGAAAAGAAAAGACAGAAGAAAAAAAACUAUAAAAACUCUGGCAUUGUGAGCGUUAAGCACUGUGAGAUCAUAGUAGAAUGCACAUUCCUGGAUUACAUCAUGGGUGGGUGUCAGCUGAAUUUCACAGUGGGGAUAGACUUUACAGGCUCGAAUGGAGACCCGCGCUCUCCAGACUCCCUUCAUUACCUCAGCCCUAAUGGAGUUAAUGAAUACCUAACAGCAAUUUGGUCUGUAGGGAUGGUCAUUCAGGAUUAUGAUACAGAUAAGAUGUUUCCAGCCUUCGGAUUUGGUGCACAGAUUCCUCCUUCCUUUCAGGUGUCACAUGAGUUCCCAUUGAAUUUUAACCCAUCAAACCCAUUCUGUAAUGGAAUCCAAGGCAUUGUUGAUGCAUAUCGGGCUUGUCUUCCUCAAGUGAAGUUAUAUGGGCCAACCAAUUUUUCUCCAAUUAUAAAUCAUGUGGCAAGAUUUGCUGCUGCAGCUACACAGCAGCAAACAGCAUCUCAAUACUUUAUUCUUCUGAUCAUAACGGAUGGUGUGAUAACAGACCUUGAUCAAACUCGAACUGCCAUAGUUAAUGCUUCAAAAUUGCCCAUGUCCAUUAUCAUUGUUGGUGUUGGAGGAGCAGACUUUGAUGCUAUGGAGUUUCUUGAUGGUGACAAUGGAGUUCUUAGGUCUUCAUCAGGAGAACCAGCUGUCAGAGACAUUGUCCAGUUUGUGCCAUUUAGGAAGUUCCAAAAUUCUCCAAAAGAAGCUCUGGCGCAGUGUGUCCUGGCAGAAGUCCCCCAGCAGGUGGUGAACUACUUCAGCACCUACAAAUUGCAACCUCCUAAGAAUCCUGCUGCAAAGUGAAUGGGCUGAGCAGGCGAGCUGAGACCCUGUGCCUUCUUUACUUGGUGUACCUACAGACUUUGUUCUUGACGUGCUUCUAUGUACAUGUAUAUGCACACCUCCAUGAUAAUGCCUGUUAGCUUUUGUCUGCGAGAGUUUGCGAAGUCUGCCUUUUGAGGGCCAAAAUUGUAAUCGUUUUAAUAUUCACCAUUGAUUUGUGGGAUAGGGCUUAUGUGGGUGUGUUUCAUUUUGAAAAGUAAUACUGGGCGGGGGGGGAAGAGGUCGAAUGUGCAGAGAGGAUGAGGAGAACGAUGAGGGUUGGAAUGUCUGUCUGUUUGAUAAAUACAGCUAGUGAGAGUGUUCAGUUACUUUAGUGGGUAUCAACACCAAGUACUGCAGUUCUCAGUGAUCGUAAAGCCAGUCUGAUGUGGAAAGAGGACAUAUCCCCACCAAGCAGAUCAAAGUUUGUAUAUGCUUCAACAAAUCUGGAAUACUUCAGGGUUCUGUGUCUAUGUAAGCCACCGUAAGAAAACUUUGUCACAGUAGUGAUACAGUUACAUGAGUGCUAGAACAAAAUGUAAAAGUCUUCCUUGUAUGCAUACUUAACAUUUACUACUUCAGUGCCUUUGGUCAGUGCCUGCCAUCCAAGGCUGUAUGAAUGUGAGGGAAACCUCUAACAUCUCAGAAAAAUACUGUUGGCCUAUGAAGCUACAGCCAUAGAGGUUGUAAGAUAUGUUUUGAAUGCGAUCUGUACUGGAAAACAGGAACUUCAGGUGUUUAGUUUAAGUAAAACAGUCAUAUAUAUGACUGUCUUUAAAGAGCAAGGGCUUAUUGUGAAGCGGGAAUUCAUUUUUUAAUUGAAAAAGUUCUGUUUAAUAACUGCACAUUAUCAGAGAUGGUUUUUGAAAGUGCUACUUAUUUAUAUUGUUAUGUUUUGAAUCAUGAAUCUUUCUGAUGAGCUCACUAGUGAAAAGUGCCUGCAGAAAACCCAUCUUCCUACUGGGAAUGAAGAGGAAACAUUAAGAAAGUCUCUAAGCUAAAAUCCUAUAAUCAUACUGCUUUUCUAGGGCAGACAACUUGUUAUAUUUUGUUGGCUUGAGUUUUCACCAUUUUUUCUUUUCAAUAGACUUUAAAGUGUAAAUCACGCUGUAUGUGUGUAGUGGACAGACAAAGCUUUCUUGUCUCCCAGCUGCAUAGUGCUUGAUGAGGAUCUGUUCUGAUCCUAUCCUAUCAGUGCAUGUGGAUGUAAAGGUCCCAUUUAUCAUUUCAAAAUGCCUGUCCUAAACAUUAACUUAGCAGUUUCACAUUUGAAGUGGUUUAGACUUAGACAUCUGCUUGAUCUGAUUUUAGUUGAUCUAGCUGUAGCCUGUUACAACAAAAUGGACUAACACUAAAUCUAGUGUUCUUGUGCACCCAAGAUGGCACCAGAUCAUAGUGGAUGUGCUUGUUCUAGCUGCUGGAGCUGCUCUGCUCUCUUUCCACACGUAUAAUUCUGCCAAAAAUCUGAGUUCAUAUUAACACUGAUGGAUGGGUAUUGAGAUUGUCUUACACAUCCUGUAAAACAUACCAGAUGUUUUGUAGUAGUUGACUAAUUACCAGUUAUGAAUUAAUACGGUAUUCUACACUGCCUUUUCCUGGGUGGAAACGGGUCCUAAAUAGUUAUAGGAGUGGAAUACUAAGAAAGAUUUUGUUUCAUAUUAAGCCACGCUCUAUAUUUUAAAAUCAAAUUCAUGUUUUUGAUUGUAUAGAAAUACAGAAUCAUCUCUUUUCAGUGACAUGCAAAUGUAUUAAUACUUGAUACAUAAUAUGUAAUGAAUUAUCAUGCUAGAUCUGCAACAUAAAAUUCCUACAAUCAAGGAAGUGGGUGGUUAUACCAAACCUAAAUCAUGCUGCUGUAAACUGAUAAAAUAUGAUUUUGCACCAGUAAACUGUUUCACAGCCAAGUGGUCCAUGUAGACAGAUGACUAGAUGCAGUAUUAGUGCUUUGUCUGUAUUCAUUUAACUGGACACAUACUACUGAUAGGAAUUCAGGAUACUACUGAAAUUCCUCUGAACUAUCUUCCAAAAAUAUGAUGUUGCCUCUGAGUUACAUUACAAAUUCUUUCUCAUGUUGUGGUGGAAGUGCAUUUAAAUGCUUUCAAGUAUGUUAAUAAGCAUAAUUGUACUAAAUAUCUGCUGCAUAUAAAAUAUCUAAAACUUGGUUUUCGAUAUUCUUAACAUACUUUGAAUUUCUGGAGCAGAGAAUGCAUUCUCUUGUUGCAAAAAUGCUCCUGUAUUUCUCAAGCUUAGGGAAUUAAAUAGCAUUUCAAUGAUACCUACUUCUCAAUGUGCUCUAUACUAUGUAGAAGAAAAACGUUUCAGAUCUAACAGUGGCAAGAAUCAUUUUCCACAUAUAACUUCUCUUAGAGGCAUACAGCUAACAGCAUGUUGAAAAACUUAGAAGAUUCCAUGUUAGGCUGAAGCAGUAUUCUGAGUCUAGGUAUGUACCAAAUUGUGAGUCAAGGGGAAGGGGAGUUAGUUUGUUGUUUUGCCAUUUUUUUAUUUUUACAUGCAAAAAAUGCCUUACUAGCUUGAGUGUGUCAAGCAGAAUAUUGUCCAAGUUUUGUCAAGUGAAUGUGCUUGUAGGUCACUUGCACCACCUUGUGAUAGAAAUGAUGUAUAGCAGUCUUCAUAAUCGAGCUUUUUGCAAUUUAAUGUCUUAAUAUAUAUACAUGUACAGCAGAGAAAUAACCUGUGACCAGAGUUUUUUUUAAAGUACUUUCUGUAUGUAUUUCAGUUCAGAAGGUAACUGAUUUACAACGCUAUGCAUUAAAACUGUACUUUCA